Molecule: messenger RNA, 336 nt
Organism: Bactrocera neohumeralis
Lineage: Eukaryota; Metazoa; Arthropoda; Insecta; Diptera; Tephritidae
Exons: 3
Coding region: 1-336 (111 amino acids)
Source: RefSeq, a predicted model, not a curated record
AUGGAAUAUCAGCAUACAAAAAUGUCCAAUUUGAGCGAAGACUCUUACGAUUAUGUUUUUGGUGGUCGACGUAAGACCCCGCCUGCAACAAGAACAACAACUACACUCAAGCUGACCUCACCGCCAGUACGCCUGCGACCAGAAGACGCACACCAUCGUGGUGGCAACGUAAAUAAUGGUGGCCGCUUUUAUCGUCAUUCCUUCAGUUACGCGCCAAAACGCACCCGACACGGCAACAACAGCGAACGCAAUGAAAAUCGUGAAUCACGACUGAGAUGUCAUGGCGAAGACGAAGCAACACUGCGCCAACUGCUUCUCGAGUAUGUACACAAAUGA